AUGGCCACCUCAUCUGAGUCAGACACUCGGCACCGAAAAUCUGAAUCUGACUUCCUGCUUAUACCAGCGUGCAUUGUGGACAAACAAGCGGGAAAGGUUAAGAACAACAAGAUUUUAAAGUGGCGAUUGGAACUAGCACCUUUCUCUUAUGACAUAGUGUACCGUUCUGGCAAGGAAAACGUAGUAGCAGAUGCAUUUUCACGAGUUUCAUCUUCCAUCUCUUGUAGAGAUUUCGAAAAACUCCGUAGAAUUCAUUGUGACAUUGGGCAUCCUGGAAUAGUACGGAUGGUUCAUUUCUUAAAAAGUAAAAAUCUCCCUUACUCUAUCGAAGAUGCCAGGCGAAUGACCGCUUCAUGCUCUGUUUGUGCGGAAGUGAAACCUCGGUUCUACCAAAAAACCCCAUCAACACUCAUCCAUGCAAUGGCUCCUUUCGAGAGACUUAACAUUGAUUUUAAAGGGCCAAUACCAUCUGUGUCAAGGAAUAAAUACAUACUCACGGUUGUUGAUGAGUUUUCAAGAUAUCCGUUUGCUAUUCCUUGCUCGGACACAUCAGCAUCUUCUGUCAUCAAAGCACUUACAUCAAUCUUCACCAUCUUUGGUAUGCCUGCUUUUGUCCACUCCGACCAAGGUUCUGCUUUCAUGUCAAAAGAACUGAGUGAUUUCUUACACUCUAAAGGAAUCGCCACUAGCCGAUCUUCACCUUAUAACCCUCGAGCUACGAAUGAGACCCCACAUGAACGACUUUUCAAACACCAGAGACGAUCAUUUUAUGGCACCUCUCAACCUCAAUGGCUCAUGAAUCCAGGACCAGUAUUAGUGAGAAGGCAUGUAAGAAAUAACAAAUAUGAACCUUUAGUGGAACAAGCUCAGCUGAUAGAGGCUAAUCCAGACUAUGCUCGCAUCAAGUAUAGAGAUGGUAGAGAGGCUCUGGUAUCGGUGCGACAUCUCGCUCUGAAGCUAUCCAACAAGAGGAUGAGCCAGUGA
Molecule: messenger RNA, 984 nt
Organism: Macrosteles quadrilineatus (aster leafhopper)
Lineage: Eukaryota; Metazoa; Arthropoda; Insecta; Hemiptera; Cicadellidae
Exons: 3
Coding region: 1-984 (327 amino acids)
Biological process (GO): DNA integration
Molecular function (GO): nucleic acid binding
Source: RefSeq, a predicted model, not a curated record